Camellia sinensis is the source of this 615-nucleotide messenger RNA. The record is from RefSeq and is a predicted model, not a curated record. NCBI's taxonomy places the organism in Eukaryota, Viridiplantae, Streptophyta, Magnoliopsida, Ericales, Theaceae.
AUGGCUUACCCGAGCGUAGUGGUGUUUUUGAUGUUCGCUUUGGUGGCUGGAUCUGCCAUCGCUCAGGCUCCGGCAGCUUCACCGACGAAAUCUCCGAUGGCGUCGCCGCCGAAGGCCACCGCGACUCCUUCGGUGGCUCCGACACCGUCCGUGAAGCCACCGACCUCAUCUCCUAAGUCCUCACCCGGGUUAACUCAGUCUUUAGCGAGCGCGUCUGUUCUUCCCAUGGUGUUGAAAUCGGCCAUUGAGCUUGACCUUUUGGAGAUCAUGGGUAAGGCUGGUCCAGGUGCCUAUGUGUCGCCGUCGGAGGUGGCGGCUCAGCUGCCGACGAAGAACCCAGAUGCGGCGGUGAUGCUGGACAGAAUUCUGAGGCUCCUAACUAGCUCCUCUGUUCUCAAGCCGACAUCUCCGGCGCUGUCUCCGCUACUGAGUCCUCCGACGCCGCCUACUGGAGCUCCGGCGCCGUCUCUCCCGUCUCUCAUGGGCUGCCCUGGUCUUGAUGAUGAGGUCCUUGCAACCCUAAAGCAUAGUUGCAAGUCGCUAGCGGUUAUUAAUAUAUCGAACUGUCCGAAUGUCAGUCACGUGGGUUUGUCUUCUCUGCCAUACACACGCUGA